UCACUCAAUCUCAACUCCGAUAACUCCCCGUCGACUACAAGCUUCAUUCUCUUCAACGUAAAACACCUAAUCAGUGUCCAAUGGAAACUGGCGGCAAGGCAAAGAAAGGCGCAGGAGGAAGAAGAGGAGGCGAGAAGAAGAAGGCAGUUUCUCGCUCCGUCAAAGCCGGUCUACAGUUCCCCGUCGGCCGUAUAGCUCGUUAUCUGAAGAAAGGAAGAUACGCUCAGCGUGUCGGUACCGGCGCUCCCGUCUACUUAGCCGCAGUAAUGGAAUAUUUAGCCGCUGAGGUUCUCGAGUUGGCUGGAAAUGCGGCUAGAGACAACAAGAAGAACAGGAUCAUUCCAAGACACGUUCUAUUGGCGAUUAGGAACGACGAGGAACUUGGAAAGUUGCUUGCCGGCGUAACUAUUGCUAGCGGUGGUGUUCUUCCGAAUAUCAAUCCGGUUUUGUUGCCGAAGAAGACAGAUAAGGGUACGAAAGAACCGAAAUCGCCAUCAAAGGCCGGAAAAUCUCCAUCGAAGGCGGCUUAAGGGUGGAAUUAUAGAGUUAGGGUUGGAUGAAUGUUGUAAUUUAUGAUGGUAUGUUGGAUUUGUUCUUCAAUGGUUUUUUUUUUUUUUGUUUUUGUUUUUGUUUUUUUUUUUUUUUUUGUAAGUGUGGACGAAGAAGAAUUAGGUAUUUGGGAAUGCAAUACUGUAUUCGAUAUUUACAAGCGAGGAAUCAAUGAGAUGACUUAUCAUGUUCUUCAUCUUCAAGAAA
This is a messenger RNA of Cucumis melo (muskmelon), 756 nucleotides long. RefSeq names its product histone H2A. Bases 81 to 530 code for a protein of 149 amino acids. The record is from RefSeq and is a predicted model, not a curated record. Gene Ontology annotation, cellular component: nucleosome. The transcript is spliced from 2 exons. NCBI's taxonomy places the organism in Eukaryota, Viridiplantae, Streptophyta, Magnoliopsida, Cucurbitales, Cucurbitaceae. Gene Ontology annotation, molecular function: protein heterodimerization activity; DNA binding; structural constituent of chromatin.